Messenger RNA from Erythranthe guttata (spotted monkey flower), 2924 nucleotides. RefSeq names its product UDP-glucose pyrophosphorylase 3 (gene UGP3). Gene Ontology annotation, molecular function: UDP-N-acetylglucosamine diphosphorylase activity. The record is from RefSeq and is a predicted model, not a curated record. NCBI's taxonomy places the organism in Eukaryota, Viridiplantae, Streptophyta, Magnoliopsida, Lamiales, Phrymaceae. Gene Ontology annotation, biological process: UDP-N-acetylglucosamine biosynthetic process.
GUAUAUCUCUCUCAACCUCGGUAUAUGCUUCCCGCAUCUUCGUCUUAUCCUUGCGCCAUUUCCAAAACAAAAGGCGCACAGUCACACACACACACCACACGGUACACACCUUCCACCCCUCUUUCUCUCUCUCUCUCUCUCUCUCUCUCUCUCUCUCUCUCUAAUGGCGCGAACUAAUAGUUCGCCGCUUCUAAACAACAAUAAAAAUCUUCUCUUCACCUUCAAUCCCAACCCCCCACAGUCGUUAUUCUUCUUCAAUAACUCGUUUCACAGCUCCAAUUCUCUCAACUCUCCGUCGCCCAAACAGUUGCAUUUGCUAUUGCAGUCCCGAAAAUCAUGCACUCCGAUCACCAGGGUCUCCACCGCGCCGGUGGAGUACGCGCCUUCGGCACCGGACUUUGGUUUUCAAGAGGAAAUUGCCAGGCUCAAUGGCCUCAGAGAAGCUCUAUCCCGCUGCGGGACGCUGGCGGAGAAGCUGAAGACGAUCAACUUGGAUUCUAGGGUUAAGUCCUUUUCCAAUUCGUGGAGGAAUGGUUUGACUGAUUACGAAAUGUAUUUGCUUAAAUGCGUAGUGGCCGCUGGGCAAGAGCAUGUGCUGGGUCAAUUUGGGAGAGAGUUGGAGAAUGGUGAACUGGAAAUGGGGAGGAGUGCUAUCAAAACUGCGCUGUAUACAUUAGCUGAGAUGAUUGAGAAUUGGGAUUUGAAUGGCCGAGGCACAAGUCACGAUUUCAAAGAUGAAGAUAGAGUGGCAUUAAGAUCUCUGUUGAAGAUGCUUGGUGAAGUUGAGCAGUUCUAUGACUGCAUUGGUGGAAUAAUUGGUUACCAGGUGAGUGUGCUAGAGCUGCUUGCUCAAUCAAGUCAUGAAGAGCAAACCAUUAAUUGGUCCCAGCAAAUAAAUAAGUUAUUGAAAUGUCAGAUUGUGGAAAUUCAUCCUCCCUCUGUUCUUCAUCUUUCCGAAGCUUCUGAGUAUGCAUCUCAAGCCGCUCUUUGGGGGAUUGAGGGUUUGCCUGACUUAGGAGAAAUUUAUCCUCUAGGAGGGUCGGCGGAUAGACUUGGCCUCGUUGAUCCUGAAACAGGCGAAUGCCUUCCCGCUGCAAUGCUUCCUUAUUGUGGGAGAACUUUAUUGGAGGGCCUUGUAAGAGAUCUUCAGGCUAGAGAGUUCUUGUACUUCAAAUUGUAUGGGAAACAAUGCAUCACUCCCGUUGCAAUUAUGACAAGCUCUGCAAAAAACAACCACAGCCAUAUUACAUGUCUUUGUGAAAAGCUCAAAUGGUUUGGAAGAGGAAGAUCGAGCUUCAUGCUUUUUGAACAGCCUCUUGUUCCAGCUGUUACAGCAGAAGAUGGGGAUUGGAUUGUAACAAGACCAUUUGAACCGGUAUGUAAGCCUGGGGGUCAUGGUGUCAUAUGGAAAUUGGCCCAUGAUAAAGGGGUUUUCAAAUGGUUUCGCAGUCAUGCAAGAAAAGGAGCAACUGUCAGACAAAUCAGUAAUGUUGUAGCUGCCACGGAUUUAACUCUACUAGCUUUGGCUGGAAUUGGUCUACGCCACCAAAAGAAAUUAGGAUUUGCCUCAUGUGAACGAAAUGCUGGAGCAACAGAAGGCAUCAAUGUUCUACUUGAGAAGAAGAAUAUUGAUGGGAAAUGGGCAUAUGGUUUGUCUUGUAUUGAAUACACUGAGUUUGACAAGUUUGGAAUCACUGCCGGGCCCCAUUCUCCUAGCAGUUUGCAGGGAGAUUUUCCUGCUAACACAAAUAUCCUUUACGUGGAUUUACCGUCUGCUGAGCUUAUUGGAUCAAGCAAAAACAAGAGCAGUUUGCCAGGAAUGGUGCUUAAUGUAAAAAAGCCAAUUACAUAUAUGGAUCAGUUUGGAAUGAAACACUGUGUUUCUGGAGGCCGUCUCGAAUGCACGAUGCAAAAUAUUGCUGAUAAUUUUUCCAACACAUAUUCGUCUCGAUGCUAUGAGGGUGUAGAAGAUGGGCUGGAUACCUUUAUUGUGUAUAAUGAAAGAAGAAAGGUUACUUCUUCUGCUAAGAAGAGGAGGCGACCUGCUGACAGUUCACUUCACCAGACUCCAGAUGGUUCUUUGUUGGACAUCAUGCGUAACGCUUAUGAUUUACUCUCUCAUUGUGGAAUUACAAUGCCAAAGGUUGAAGGUAAUGAAGAGUAUGCUAAUUCUGGACCGCCAUAUCUCAUCCUCCUUCAUCCUGCUCUUGGCCCUCUUUGGGAAGUCACCAGACAAAAGUUUCUGGGUGGUUCCAUUUCUAAAGGCUCCGAGUUACAAAUAGAGGUCGCCGAGUUUCUGUGGAGGAACGUUCAGCUUGACGGAAGUUUGAUCAUCUUAGCUGAAAAUGUUGUGGGCUCAACUAAGACUAAUGAAAUUGGUGAACCUAUAUUGCAGUAUGGAAGAAGGUGUGCAAGGUGCAAAUUAGAGAAUGUAAGAGUAGUGAAUGGCGGAAUUGAUUGGAAUUCAGAAGAUAACUUGUACUGGAAGCAUGAAGUGCAGCGGUUUGGGACCUUAAAGGUUAUCCUACAUGGAAAUGCUGAAUUCGAAGCUACGGAUGUUGUAAUACAGGGAAAUCAUGUUUUUGAUGUCCCAGAUGGGCACAAAUUGAAGAUCACAUCAGGCAUUUCAGGUUUAGAGAUGAAGCUGAAGCCUAUAGAAGAUGAACUGAUGGAUAGUGGAACCUGGUUUUGGAAGUACAAACUAAACGGCACACACGUCGAAUUGGAAUCUGUAGAUUUUUAAGUCCAAAUUCCACAUCAUGUGAAUUAUUGUUCACAGAUAAACGCAGUGGUCUCGCAUUGGUUGAACACAAGUUUAACCCUUUCCAGAAUCAUGUUCAUUUGUAAUAAUUUGUAAUUUAUAUGUAUAUUUUGUAAAAGAUGAACAAGGUCAAUCUAAUAUAGUUUUUAUAGUCUUUCAGUUU